UGAAACACAUGCACUUUCUGCAUGCAUUCAGUGUGCUUUCAUGUUAAUCCUUAUCUUUAGAGUGAGACUUUAUACCCAGAUUGCUGUAGGCGAGCUCUCUAUGUUCAGUGGAUAAGAACAUGCAUCUCCUGCGUAAGUUCAUUUGGGGUGAUUUUUUCAGAAUAAUGUCGUGGAACAGCUAAAAGUAAGUUAUCAAAAGGAAGAGAUUGAUGCCUGGGAACUCUACUCAGAGUUAUGGAACUGAACAGAAAAACAAGUGACCCAGUUCAGUGGACUCCAUAUCUGAUUGGAAAAUGCAUAAUCAGAGCACUUUAUGUCCUCAUCAACAAUUUGUACUGCAUCCCAGCUUAUGUGGUGUGGAUGUUUUGCUUUUCACCACUAAGAUUUAUCAGACCAGAUUUGUAUUGGUACAUCGAAGGAGUGUUAUUUAAGUGGCUGCUUGCUAUGGUAACUUGCUGGAUGACAACUGCAGGCUAUCGUGUUGUAGAAGUGGGAGAGAAUGUGUCCCCAGCUUACAAUGAAGAGGCUCUGGUCAUCGUAAACCACCAGUCCACAGCUGAUGUGCCCACCAUGAUGCAUGCCCUGCAGCACAAAGGAAAGGCUGUGAGGCAUAUGAUGUGGAUACAGGAUCUGAUUUUCAAGUACACCAACUUUGGGGUGGUAUCAGCCAGUCAUGGGGAUUUCUUUAUUUUACAGGGAAAAGAACAUAGAAAUACAAUGUUGGACAAGCUGCAGGAGCACAUUGAGAAGACUUACCUCACUAGAGACAGGAAAUGGAUUUUACUGUUUCCAGAAGGUGGCUUUUUAAGAAAACGAAGACAAGGGAGCCAGAUAUUUGGACAGAAGAAUAAUUUUCCAAUACUGGAACAUGUAACACUCCCAAGAGUUGGUGCUAUGAAGACAGUGCUGACUACACUGUCCAAAGAGACACUAAAGAAGAAAUCAACUCAAACACCUGGCCAAGCUUCAAAACACGUCAAAUGGGUAAUUGACAUCACAAUAGGUUAUCCGGAUGCCAAACCAUUGGACCUUCAGACAGUAAUUGCUGGCCAGCGCCCAACCUGUGACGUUACCCUUUACUACAGGCUCUUCCCCAUAUCAGUGAUUCCAACUGACACAGAGGGGCUCACACAGUGGAUGUACAGAAGGUUUGAAGAAAAAGAACAGCUUUUAGACACUUUCUACAUUACAGGGAUGUUCCCAGACUUGCCAAAUACUGGGAGCAUUGGAAAGAGACUUCCAGGGCCAAAGCGUAUAGAGUUCAGUCCAUUAUAUUUUCUUUCUAUACAUGUGUUUUUUAUAUUGUCCACAUUUAUUCAGUGGGCUGUUUUUCUAGGAAUAUGGAGAAGUUUGUUCUAAGUUGUAUGCAGAUCAGUUUUAGCCAUUCGCAAAUGAUUGUCAAUUUUAACUUGAAAAAGUGCUUUUUGAAUUCCACCCUCUUCAAUGUGCAAUCCCACUUAAGGGUACUGUAAGGGUUUAUGAUCAUCCAGAAACUAAAAGUGAGUUUUUUUCCUGCAUUUAAUUAUCCAGUAAUGCAUCUACCUUUAAUGCAAUGUAAAUCCCCUCAAAAAAUAUAAAAUAUCAGCAUUUAUAUUUCUCAUUGCUUAGCAUUAACAGAGGCAAAGCAUUUAUCAUCAAUCUAACAUCUUUCUAUUUCGAGGAGAAAUAGCUUAACUCCAUUCCUGAUCAAGAUCUUAUCACAAAAAUUUGCAUUCAAUGCCUUGCUGUUAUUUUAUUUAAAUGUUUCUGUCAUGGAGGUCUGAGCACCUAAUUACAAUGCAUCACUGAACAAAUGCUUUAUUUUGCCUUAUUAAGAUAAAACCUGAACUAUGGCUUUUCAGAAAAAUUGCUGACAGGGUUUUAGAGUUCUCAAUGGUGUGAUGGAUUUGGCAUUGAAACAGUGCUCGUGGGUGCUCAGGUUAAAGGAGAAAUUUGAGAAACCGAUUUUUUACAUGAUGUCAAAAAAUGUGUAAGGCAGUAAAUAAAAGGAGUUUUUUUUUUGGCUAACCCUUACAGUACCCUUUACAGGUGCUUUUUCGCAAUUACCAUUGCUUCAUCUCAGUGCUCCUGCAGUCUGAUCACAGUGCUGACUGGGUACCCUAGAGUGCUGGCACUGUGGGGAGGUUGCAGUCAAGUGCUUGCUAUUGAUAUUAUAACUAAAAUAAGUCAAUUUAUAUCUUGGGACAGAUUUGAGUGACAUUAGGUGACAUACCUUACAAUUGCUCAGCAAAUGUUUUACCUCUUGCCAAAUUGAGCAUGGAAAACAGUCAUAAAUAUAAUUUACAUUAAGUAUUAAGUAAAUCUUAUCAUAAAUAUCAUUUAUGUCAAAGGAAAGAAUUGGCCAUACUUAUGAUUUUGCCACAGCACUCACCAAGGAUGAAAUGAGCUACAUGGGCUAGUCACUAGUGCUGAUUUCUAAAAUUGUACACUUGCAUGUAUUUAAUAGCUAGCAACUUUGUAAACUAUUUACUUAGUACCUCAAAACUGGAGAUGUGUAUUUAUGGUGCUUAGAAUCAGUAUUACAUUUGUGGACUUAAAUGCUUUUUUUAAUCACUGAAAAUGUCAAUCCUUUUUUUGAGGGAUUUACUGUCAAUUUUUGUUUAAGUAAAGAAGCAACCCACAGAUUAUAAAUACUUGGUGCUCAUGAUUUAUUUUGCCACAAUUUAAUUAUCAGUUAGAGGACACUAAUCAUUAAGUGUUCAGUUUCAUUGUACUUUAUUAAGAAUGAACACUUCUUUGAACAUAUUUUAGUCAGUUAGAAGGAUUGUUGUCACUUUUUUCUAUCAGUGUUGAUAUAUUUAAACCUUCAUAGGAAGGUUUGUGUUUUCAUGUUCAGAUGUUAGAAAGAAAUAGUUAUUUCAACAAUAAUAUUUUAUAUAUUCUAUAUUGCAUGACAAUCAUUGAAAGUGCAUUGUUAGAAAUGUUAAUUUAGACUGUUGUGAAACUUGAAGGAUAUUACACACAACAGUCAAUUGUGCAAAACAUCAGGACUGGUGUGAAUGGUAUGUAACGUGAAGAAGGUCAUUGAACACUUAAUGAUCUUGCAAGCCAUUCGCUGCUGUUGGUUUGAGCAAUAAUUAAUAUCUUGUAAAAUCAAUCCUUCAGUUGUGGAGGUCAGCAUUUUUUAUCACCGAUGUCUUGCAAAAUGCUAGUUGAAGGAAUGUUUAAGGAGUGUAUUUCAUGGGUGGAAAUUCAUUCCCAUAAGUGGUGAAUUAUGGAGAAGGAAUUAGGUAAGGGGUUUGGGACCAAGUAGUUACUAGGGGGAAGUCCCAAAUAACUUUGCAGCCUUUGGUAUUAAUCUUGAAAUAAACUGGGACCAGUUUUUGGAACAUUUUACUCUACAGGUUACUUUCUUAAAUGAAUGCUUUAGCUAUGAUAAUAAAAUUGGAAUAAU
Molecule: messenger RNA, 3394 nt
Organism: Lingula anatina
Lineage: Eukaryota; Metazoa; Brachiopoda; Lingulata; Lingulida; Lingulidae
Product: acyl-CoA:lysophosphatidylglycerol acyltransferase 1-like
Biological process (GO): phosphatidylinositol acyl-chain remodeling
Cellular component (GO): endomembrane system; endoplasmic reticulum
Molecular function (GO): acyltransferase activity
Source: RefSeq, a predicted model, not a curated record